CCCACCAGAUGUAAGGAGGAGACUCUUCCUGUUCUUCCCCAGCUGAAGGAUGAUGAACAGACCCUGGAAGGUUCUAUACCUCCUGUGGGCCGUUCUGGUGGCCCUGAUGGCCUUCAGCUACCAAAAAAGGAAGACAACGUUUAUAAAAGUUGAGGAAGUAAAUGCAGUAGAGACUUUGGUGAAGAAAGCCUUGCAGUACGUCACAGACGCAUACAAUGAGAAAAGUGAGGACAUGUACAACUUCAGGAUUCUCCGCAUCCUAAAGAUCGAGAAGCAGGUGACUGACCAUAUAGAGUAUCACAUCAGUGUGGAUAUGCAGAGGACCACAUGCCUGAAGAACGAGACGAGCAGCUGUGAGAUCCAGGAAGGCGCGCUUUACAAG
Nannospalax galili (Upper Galilee mountains blind mole rat) is the source of this 382-nucleotide messenger RNA. Its product is annotated as cystatin-11-like. Gene Ontology annotation, molecular function: cysteine-type endopeptidase inhibitor activity. Gene Ontology annotation, biological process: defense response to Gram-negative bacterium. Gene Ontology annotation, cellular component: sperm flagellum; sperm head; cytoplasm. The annotation marks the transcript as partial. The record is from RefSeq and is a predicted model, not a curated record. The transcript is spliced from 2 exons. Lineage: Eukaryota; Metazoa; Chordata; Mammalia; Rodentia; Spalacidae.